CGGUGAAAUGCUAUUUUGGUUAAAAGAAGAAAUGGCCCCCCAGGAGCUCACCCGGCAACUGGCCACAGUGAUCACUCAUGUCGAUGAAAUUAUGCAACAGGAAAUCAGGCCCCUGGUGGCAGUGGAUAUAAUUGAACAACUUCACAGACAAUUCGCCAUUCUUUCAGGAGGCCGAGGGAAAGACGGAGCCCCUAUCAUCACUUUUCCAGAGUUUGUGGGGUUCAAACACAUUCCAGAUGAGGACUUCUUGAAUGUCGUGACGUACCUGACUAGCAUCCCCAGUGUGGAGGCUGCCAGCAUCGGAUUCGUCAUUGUCAUCGACAGACGAAGGGACAAGUGGAGCUCCGUGAAAGCAUCCUUGACACGAAUAGCUGUAGCAUUUCCAGGAAACUUGCAGCUCAUAUUCAUUCUUCGUCCAUCUUGCUUUAUCCAGAGGACAUUCACUGACAUUGGCAUUAAAUUCUAUCGAAAUGAAUUUAAAAUGAAAGUGCCGAUCGUUAUGUUAAACUCUGUCUCUGACCUUCAUGGCUACAUUGAGAAAAGCCAGUUGACAGAGGACUUAGGGGGAACUUUGAAAUAUCGCCACAGUCAGUGGAUAAAUCAUCGAACUGCCAUCGAAAACUUUGCCAUGACAUUGAAGACCACUGCCCAGAUGCUCCAGGCAUUUGGGGCCUGCCUGGCCACGACAGAGCUGCCCAGAAGUGUGCCAUCUGCUGAAGACCUUCUCAUGUCCCACACAAGACAGCGGGACAAGCUGCAGGAUGAGCUGAAAUUACUUGGAAAGCAAGGGGCCACAUUGCUGUCAUGCAUUCAAGAACCAGCAACCAAAAAUCCCACCAGCAAACUCAAUCCCAAUGAACUGGAGAAUGUAGCUACCAUCAAAAGGUUAUUAGUUCAGUUGGAUGAAACAGAAAAAGCCUUUAGUCAGUUUUGGUCCAAGCAUUACCUGAAGCUUAACCAAUGCCUACAACUACAGCACUUUGAGCACAAUUUUUGUGAGGUUAAACUUGCCCUGGACAAUUUGUUGGCAGAGCAAGCAGAAUUUACAGACAUUGGAGACAGUGUGGUACGCGUAGAGCAACUUCUUAAGGAACGCAAAGAAUUGGAAGGAAAAGGCCAGGAGCCCUUGGAAAAGGCCCAGCUGCUUGCAAUAAUUGGGGACCAGCUCAUCCAAAGCCACCAUUAUGCGGUAGACUCCAUCAGACCUAGGUGUGUGGAGCUCAGGCACCUCUGCGAUGACUUCAUCAAUGAAAACAAGAAAAAAUAUGACGUUUUAGGAAAAUCUUUGGAGUUGCAUAGACAGCUGGACAAGGUCAGCCAGUGGUGUGAAGCAGGAAUCUACCUCUUGGCUUCCCAAGCUGUAGACAAGUGCCAGUCGCGAGAGGGGGUUGACAUUGCCUUAAAUGACAUUGAGGCAUUCCUGGGCACAGAGAAGGAGUACCAGCUGUCCAGCCUCAAAGAGUUUUACAACCAGUUUGAGAUGAUGCUCACCCUUGACAUAAAGGCCAAAGCCCAGAAAGUCCUGCAGAAGCUGGGCGAUGUGCAGGAAAUAUUUCGCAAGAGGCAAAUGAGUCUGAUGAAAUUGGCAGCCAGACAGACUCGCCCAGUGCAACCCGUGGCUCCCCAUCCUGAGUCCUCCCCAAAAUGGGUGUCACCGAAAACCAGCCAGCCCUCUGCCUUGGCUCCUCUUCAGAAAACAUCUGAGGAACCUUAUGCAGAGACAGAUUUGAACUCCCCGGAAAAGGAAAACAACAAGACUAAAUCUGAAGUCAAGAAUGAAGAAAUACUUGAAAGCUGUCAUGAUGGGGAGAACCCUGAGCCAGAACAGCUUGGCAGUCCUGAAGAUCUUUGCCCCAGCAGGCGCAUUAUACGGGACUUGCUUGAGACUGAAGAGAUUUAUAUAAAAGAAAUUAAGAGCAUAAUUGAUGGAUAUAUCAUUCCAAUGGAUUUUAUUUGGCUGAAGCAUCUGAUUCCAGAUAUUCUUCAGAAUAACAAGGACUUUCUUUUUGGGAAUAUUAGAGAACUUUAUGAAUUUCACAACAGGACUUUUCUAAAAGAAUUGGAAAAGUGCACUGAAAACCCUGAACUUCUGGCACGUUGCUUUCUCAAGAGAAAAGAAGAUCUUCAAAUAUAUUUCAAAUAUCAUAAGAAUCUGCCCCGAGCUAAGGCAAUCUGGCAAGAAUGUCAAGACUGCGCCUACUUUGGGGUCUGCCAGCGCCAACUGGAUCACAAUCUCCCUCUUUUCAAGUAUCUUAAAGGACCAAGCCAGAGACUUAUAAAAUACCAGACACUGUUGAAGGGUCUGCUGGAUUUUGAGUCCCCUAAGGAUUUGGAGAUACACCCAGGUGACCUAGAAGGAGGUUCAGCUAAGAAUGGGUCAAGGAAGACCAAGGAUUCAGCAUUCUUAGCCGAACUGCAACAAGCUUUGGCCAUGAUGGAGGAUUUGAUCAAGUCCUGUGAGUUGGCUGUGGACCUGGCAGCAAUCACUGGAUGUCCGGAUGACAUUGGAAAACUGGGCAAGUUGUUGAUGAAUGACUCCUUCAACGUCUGGACAGCUCACAAGGAUGGUUAUAAGAUGAAGGAUUUUAUUCGAUUUAAGCCCAGCCGGAGGCAAAUCUAUCUAUUUGAAAGGGGAAUAGUGUUCUGUAAGAUACGAAUGGAGCCCAGUGACCAGGGCCUGUCUCCUCAUUACAGCUUUAAGAAGUCUAUGAAGUUGCUGACACUUUCAAUUCGCCAGCUUGGAAGGGGGAGCAACAGAAAGUUUGAAAUUGCCAACCGAAAUGGACUUGAGAAAUACGUGCUGCAGGCAGCUUCAAAAGAAAUCAGAGAUUGUUGGUUUUCAGAAAUAAGUAAAUUAUUGAUGGAACAACAAAACAAUACUAAAGAUGUUUAUGAAGAUGAAGACAGUGGCAGACAAAUCUCUCCCAAACGUAACCUCUGCCUCUAGAUGACCCUGACAUAAUGCAGUCAACCCGCCAAACAAGUGAGAGCCCCUCUGUGCCAGCCCUCUGCGGGGCUCAAGUCCCGCCCGCCCCUGGAGGGCCCACAGGAGAGGCGAGCAGCCGCCAGCACCAGGUCAUCGAUUUACCCCUGGUGCCACCUACCCUGCGGAGAGGCUGGACCUUGGUGUCAGGUCUUUCAGUUCCCGCGUUGCCUCCAGCCCUGCCCACCCCAGGCUGGGGGUGUCCUGCGGCUGACGGAGGCCUCAGCCCGGCCCCAUCCCCAGCCUCCCCGCGGUGGCUCUGGGGUCCUCAGCACCCGGCAUUGUCUGGGGCGCUGAGGCCACGGACCCUGGAGACGCAGAGGGUGGUUAGGGCACUGCUUGUCCGUUCCUCCCUCACAGCCUCUCAGCGGGACCGCCACUCCUCCAUCCUCACUGUCCCUCCUGGUGUCAGGGGCCGGGGUUGAAUGACCACCCGAAAGUGGCGUCUCUGGGGGUUACUGCAGAUGCCCGGAGUCACAUCCGGAGGGGGGCGGUGGGAGGCACCUCCCUGAGCCAGUUUCUCCUCUGCCAUCCCCGCCUCACCCCUACCACGUCCUGGGACCAGGGAUUAAACCAGGCUUUGCUUCAAUCCGACAGGACUGUGUCCCUCCAUCUGGAAACGCCCCUCUCCCCACCUCCCACCCACUCCCACUUCUACUCCCCAGACCCACCCCCGCCCUGUGUAAGGCAGGCUUCUGGAUGCCAGGGAGCUGCCUGGCUGCUCCCUGUGUUGGUCAAACAAGGCCCACUGACCUGCUCUGGGGAGGGCUCCGGGCCCCGGAACGCAGCUUGGGGGGCCUGUGGGCAGCAGGUGGGGGCUUCCACUUGCUUGCCUCCUGCUCGCCUAGAUAACUGUGCCCCCACCCCACCCGCAACUGCAGGCUCCUCCACUCCCUCUCCUUGGCCAUUCCUCUGCCCAGAAUGCCCUCCCUCCCCACCCCUGCCCGCCUUCAAGGCCUCGCCCCAACCCCCUCCCCCUGAAUUCUCCCCCAACAGAAACUCUGCACUCAGAUUCCUGUAGGAUCCGAUUACUCAGCUGACCCUCAGCCUGGGGCUGCCUCUCUUCAGGAUCUUUCUGCAGAUGCUGCCUCCCUAACCUGACUUCUGGGCAGUGUAGGGGCAGAGACCACGUUUUAUUUACGGGUGGAGGAAAGAGCAGGAAUGUUGUAGAAUCCAGCCGCAGUGCUUACAGGCCAAGGGAACUUGGCCAAGUGAUUAUUUCCCUCUCAUCUCAGUUUCUCAUCUGUGAAAUGGGGCUAAGGCCCUUGCAGGGUUGUGUGAGACAACUUUUGACAAAGGCUGACAUCCCGGCAGGCACAGAGCGCGCGCAGUACUGUGGGGGAUGCUGUUCCGCACAGUUGAACAGUCCCCAGCAUGUAACUGGUGCACAGUCGCGUGACUGGUUAAUCAAGUCACUGGAGAGAGAGGCAGGAUGUGCUCCUCCCUCUGAUUUUCCCGUGGGGAGAGCAGUGACAUUUGGCAGAGCCUGCAAGGAGAUGGGAAAUGGGCAGUAAUCAGCGGAGAGGAACGGAGGCAAGGACGAGAGGAGGGCG
Diceros bicornis minor is the source of this 4536-nucleotide messenger RNA. RefSeq names its product MCF.2 cell line derived transforming sequence-like 2 (gene MCF2L2). NCBI's taxonomy places the organism in Eukaryota, Metazoa, Chordata, Mammalia, Perissodactyla, Rhinocerotidae. Gene Ontology annotation, molecular function: guanyl-nucleotide exchange factor activity. The transcript has 27 exons. Gene Ontology annotation, cellular component: cytoplasm. The coding region runs from base 8 to 2947 and encodes 979 amino acids. The record is from RefSeq and is a predicted model, not a curated record.